ACAAUUUGGCCAUUUUCACUUAGGGGUGUACUCACUUGCCAGCAGUUCAGACAUUAAUGACUGUGUGUUGAGUUGUAUGAAGGCACAGCUAAUUUCCUUUGUUAUUUCCUUAGUACACUGAUUAUAUUACAUUGUAUUAAAGUGUCAUAUCUUCAGUGUUCAGAUGAAAAGAUAUAAUAAAACAUGUGAGGUGUGUACCCACUUUUGUGAGACAGUGAAGCUUUGUUAAAAGUGUUAAAUGCCAACUGAAAAUUUGUACUCAAAGAAACAAAUUUAUUUUCUAGUGUAUUUCUGGUAUAUGUACUAUACUGAUGGUUUCAUUUAAUCUGCUCAUGUAUUUUUCUAAGGAGGAGACAGAUGUUUGAGCAAAGGGGGUUCCAGAAGGUGGAGAGGAGAUGACAGGAGGUGGAGAGGAGAUGACAGGAGGUGGAGAGGAAAUGACAGGAGGUGGAGAGGAGAUAACAGGAGGUGGAGAGGAGAUAACAGGAGGUGGAGAGGAGAUGAUAGGAGGUGGAGAGGAGAUGACAGGAGGUGGAGAGGAGAUGACAGGAGGUGGAGAGGAAAUGACAGGAGGUGGAGAGGAGAUGAUAGGAGGUGGAGAGGAGAUAACAGGAGGUGGAGAGGAGAUGACAGGAGGUGGAGAGGAAAUGACAGGAGGUGGAGAGGAGAUAACAGGAGGUGGAGAGGAGAUGAUAGGAGGUGGAGAGGAGAUGACAGGAGGUGGAGAGGAAAUGACAGGAGGUGGAGAGGAGAUGAUAGGAGGUGGAGAGGAGAUAACAGGAGGUGGAGAGGAGAUGACAGGAGGUGGAGAGGAAAUGAUAGGAGGUGGAGAGGAGCUAACAGGAGGUGGAGAGGAUGUGACUGGAACUGGUAGAGAAGAGAUGGAAGUAGGUGGGGAGGUGGUAACAGCAGGUUGAACAGUGGAUA
Messenger RNA from Astyanax mexicanus (Mexican tetra), 927 nucleotides. Its product is annotated as golgin subfamily A member 6-like protein 2. The record is from RefSeq and is a predicted model, not a curated record. The transcript has 2 exons. Lineage: Eukaryota; Metazoa; Chordata; Actinopteri; Characiformes; Acestrorhamphidae. The coding region runs from base 396 to 917 and encodes 173 amino acids.